Papilio machaon (common yellow swallowtail) is the source of this 945-nucleotide messenger RNA. Its product is annotated as chymotrypsin-1-like. The coding region runs from base 1 to 945 and encodes 314 amino acids. The transcript has 6 exons. Gene Ontology annotation, molecular function: serine-type endopeptidase activity. Gene Ontology annotation, biological process: proteolysis. NCBI's taxonomy places the organism in Eukaryota, Metazoa, Arthropoda, Insecta, Lepidoptera, Papilionidae. The record is from RefSeq and is a predicted model, not a curated record.
AUGUUUGUAAAUCAAUUUGUGUUUCUCGUCUUCUUCGCCAUUGUCGAUAAAUGUUUAUUGGAAAAAAAUAAAACUGUAGUCUACGAAGAUUUCUACCCUCGUGUUGUCAAUGGCUGGCCGGCCAAGCUCGGGGAUGUCCCGUAUCAGGUUGGAUUCAAAGCGCUCUCCUCUCGCACAAGACAAACGUACAUGACGUUCUGCGGCGGAACAAUAGUAGCUCCUAACAAAGUGCUCUCCGCUGCACAUUGCUUCGUCCCAGACAUGAGCAUGUGUGUCAGGAUCUUCGUAAAAGUUGGACGCAUAGAUCAACAAAAAUUGUUCAACAAGUACGCAGUUGCCGGAACACUUAAGAAUAGCGGCCAGAGACCAACAACAGACAAUACAGAUGAGGGCCAAUGGAGAGCACUAAAGGAAGCAAUCUACCCAAAAACUUACAAUUUCCCAAAAGACGACAUUGCACUUGUGUUCCUUUUGGAAGAUUUCAUAUACAAUAGCAAUGUGGGCCCUAUUCCCUACGCGAAGCAGUACGCCGACUACAAAGGCAAGUGUCUGGUUUCUGGCUAUGGUCAAAUUGUAUCCGUCGGCAAGGCUAAGUCAGAAAAGUUACUUCUGGCACAUCUGGAAAUUGUGCCUAGGAGUGUAUGUAACCGUAAACAUUUUAGGAAUAUGCGCCAUUUUGUCUGUACUUCUAGUGUGGUUACAGAUGUUGGAAAGGGUGAUUCUGGUGGUCCAUUAGUUUGCAAUGGGACCGGUGAUCCUAACGAAAAAGGAGCAGGAGUGUUGGUGGGCAUCGUGAGCGGUCACCGACUGAGAGUGGGAUCCUUUUUUACAAGAGUUUCCUCUUUUUAUAAUUACAUAGAAAGAAACAAAUCCUAUUCAAUCCAGAAAAGUCUUUCACAUUUUGUUCAUGCUAUAAUUAUACUGGCGCAAUCUUUAUCACUUUGA